CCACCGACCACUCGUCCCUCACCCGCAACGCCACACCCUACCCCCCCCAUCAUGCCCGUCCCGCAGAUUCAGUACUCAGAAAAGUACUACGACGACGUCUACGAGUUUAGACACGUCAUCCUCCCGGUGGACAUAGCCAAGCACCUGCCGAAGAACCGUCUCCUGUCGGAGAACGAGUGGCGCGCCAUCGGCGUGCAGCAGUCGCGCGGGUGGGUGCACUACGCGAUCCACCGCCCGGAGCCGCACAUCCUUCUAUUCCGGCGGGAGAAGAACGGCAACUACUAGCCCAUCUCUGUAAAGCAUUCC
This is a messenger RNA of Chondrus crispus (carragheen), 306 nucleotides long. RefSeq names its product cyclin-dependent kinase regulatory subunit. Gene Ontology annotation, biological process: regulation of mitotic cell cycle. Gene Ontology annotation, molecular function: ubiquitin binding; protein kinase binding; histone binding. NCBI's taxonomy places the organism in Eukaryota, Rhodophyta, Florideophyceae, Gigartinales, Gigartinaceae. The transcript is spliced from 3 exons. Gene Ontology annotation, cellular component: SCF ubiquitin ligase complex; cyclin-dependent protein kinase holoenzyme complex. The record is from RefSeq and is a predicted model, not a curated record. The annotation marks the transcript as partial.